Molecule: messenger RNA, 2616 nt
Organism: Daucus carota subsp. sativus
Lineage: Eukaryota; Viridiplantae; Streptophyta; Magnoliopsida; Apiales; Apiaceae
Product: casein kinase 1-like protein HD16
Exons: 16
Coding region: 260-2314 (684 amino acids)
Biological process (GO): signal transduction; peptidyl-serine phosphorylation; endocytosis
Cellular component (GO): cytoplasm; nucleus
Molecular function (GO): protein serine/threonine kinase activity; ATP binding
Source: RefSeq, a predicted model, not a curated record
AUUGACAUCCGAAACGCAAACAAAAAGCACACAGCCCCCACCCUUUUCAACACAGAGCAACCCGUUUCCCCUAAUUCUAACUGCUGAUAUCACACACACAAACAAUUAGCUUGAUUGUUGUAUCAAAUCCACCUUCCAAAUCAAUAAUUACAUACUCAGUGAUGUCUAGGGUUCCAGAGCCCCGAUAAUUUCGGAUGAUGUUACUGUGUUGCUUCAGGGUUAGGGUUUCUUCGAAUUUCUCAAUUUGUAUGGGUAAAGAAUGCCGGAAUUGCGCAGUGGAGUACGCCGUGGCUGUGCUCCGGUGGUAGAUAACAAUAACAAAACGGAAAAUUUAGUAGCUACUAAUAAGUAUAUCAAGACUCGGGCGGCCGUGGCCAGAGAAGCAGCUCAGAAACGCGAUAGGAAGCCGGUUGUGGAAAAGCCGAAAGCGCAAAGGAGGCGGAAGAAGGAGGAGGUGGUGAAAAAAGACGAUAUUCCGGAGAAGAAAGGGAAGGAAGUAGUGGGGAAAAUGGCGGAUGGGAGCGGUGGAUUGAGUGCGAAUAAGGGGACGGAGGAAGAAGAGGGGAAUACUGCUCCUUUUCCGGAGAGGGUGCAAGUAGGUGGAUCACCAAUAUAUAAGGUGGAGAGGAAGUUGGGAAAAGGUGGGUUUGGCCAAGUAUUUGUUGGUCGCCGUGUUUCAGGGGGAAAUGAUCGUCCAGGUGCAGGGGCUAUUGAGGUAGCUCUUAAAUUUGAACACAAAAACAGCAAAGGUUGCAACUAUGGCCCUCCAUACGAGUGGCAAGUGUACAACACUCUUGGUGGGAGUCAUGGAGUCCCAAAAGUACACUAUAAAGGGAAACAAGGGGACUACUAUGUAAUGGUCAUGGACAUGCUAGGGCCUAGCUUAUGGGAUGUUUGGAAUUCCUCAGGACAGGCGAUGUCAUCUGAAAUGGUUGCUUGCAUUGCUGUCGAGUCAUUGUCGAUCUUAGACAAGAUGCACGCAAAAGGUUAUGUGCAUGGAGAUGUGAAGCCGGAGAACUUUUUACUUGGCCAGCCAUCAACUGCUCAGGAAAAGAAGCUCUUUCUUGUUGACCUUGGAUUAGCAACUAAGUGGAGAGAAAGUAGUAAUCAACGGCAUGUUGAGUAUGAUCAACGGCCUGACAUGUUCAGAGGGACUGUUCGGUAUGCUAGUGUACACGCUCACUUGGGAAGGACUGCCAGUAGGAGAGACGAUUUAGAAUCACUCGCAUAUACCCUCAUUUUUCUUCACCGAGGCAGGCUGCCAUGGCAAGGGUAUAUGGGUGAUAAUAAAUCUUUUCUAGUUUGUAAGAAAAAGAUGUCGACUUCUCCUGAAAUAAUGUGUUGCUUUUGCCCUGCACCUCUAAGACAAUUUCUCGAGAUAGUGGUGAACAUGAAAUUUGAUGAAGAGCCUAAUUAUUCCAAGUUAAUAUCUCUUUUCGAGGGACUGCUUGGUCCAAAUCCAGCUAUAAGGCCUUUAAACAUUGAUGGUGCUCAGAAGAUUAUUUUUCAAGUAGGCCAAAAACGGAGUAGGUUGAAUCUUGAGGAUGAUGAUGAUGGACAGCCAACAAAGAAGGUGCGCAUGGGAGUUCCUGCUACACAGUGGAUAUCGAUUUACAAUGCUAGGCUACCUAUGAAGCAGAGGUAUCAUUAUAAUGUUGCAGAUGCCAGAUUGGGACAACAUGUGGAGAGAGGAAAUGCAGAUGGAUUACUAAUAAGUUGUGUUGCAUCUUGUUCCAACUUGUGGGCUAUUAUAAUGGAUGCUGGUACUGGCUUUACAAGCCAAGUUUAUGAGUUGUCUCCAUUUUUUUUACACAAGGAGUGGAUUAUGGAACAAUGGGAGAAGAAUUACUACAUUAGUUCGAUUGCUGGAGCUAACAAUGGAAGCUCCCUUGUAGUGAUGUCUAAAGGCACACAAUACUCCCAACAGUCUUACAAAGUUAGUGAAUCAUUUCCUUUUAAGUGGAUAAACAAGAAGUGGAGAGAAGGGUUUCAUGUGACCUCCAUGGCGACUGCUGGAACUCGUUGGGGUGUUGUCAUGUCCCGUAAUGCUGGCUUUAGUGACCAGGUUGUUGAACUUGAUUUUCUUUAUCCUAGUGAGGGUAUUCAUAGGCGCUGGGAUGCUGGUUACCGCAUUACAUCUACAGCUGCCACUUGUGAUCAGUCUGCACUAAUUUUGAGCAUUCCCCGGCGCAAACCAGGAGAUGAAACUCAGGAAACACUGCGUACGUCUCAGUUUCCAAGCACACAUGUUAAGGAAAAAUGGGCGAAAAAUCUCUAUCUUGCUUGUGUCUGCUAUGGACGGACAGUUUCUUAAGAGCCCUGCUUCACUGCACAUGCAUGAAAUUUGUUCUUGUUGAAAGAAUCUGACGAGCCUUCGGUUCUGUUUGGUUAGACUAAUGUUUCUGGUAUAUGUUAGUGUUAGUAAGGAGUCCUUCGGAAGUCAUUUUAGUUUGUUAAAUGUCUAUACCUAUGUACAUUUUUCUUACUUUUAAAGAAUGACCUCGCUAACAUAUGAAAAGAAUUUAACUGGACUGUAAAAUGCCCAUUUCCGUUAAGAGUUAUAAAUUAUCAUGAGACGGACGGCAUGGUAGAAAUAAGCUAGAGCUCUGUGGCUGC